Molecule: messenger RNA, 888 nt
Organism: Hippocampus comes (tiger tail seahorse)
Lineage: Eukaryota; Metazoa; Chordata; Actinopteri; Syngnathiformes; Syngnathidae
Product: zinc transporter 7-B-like
Exons: 5
Coding region: 154-570 (138 amino acids)
Source: RefSeq, a predicted model, not a curated record
ACACAUUUGGAAACACACACAGGUUGUAGUGGGAGUGUAGUAGAGGCGGGCAAGUCAAGGAGUGGCUUCUCAUAAAAGGACCAACAAAAAAAGCAGGCGGCUGCAUUUGCAACUUGAAUCUCCAGCGUGCAGGGCUUCACUUGUUGUUGAAAAAUGUACGGAAACAACCAAGGAAACCAGUACCCCCAGGGUUACCCCAACCAGCCUGGGGGGUACCCGCAAUAUCCUCCCGGGGGAUACCCUCAGUAUCCGCCGGGCGGCUGCCCUCCUCAGCCCUGCUGCCCACCUGGCUGUGGACCGGGUCAGGGGCAUGGACAUAAUCACGGCCACGGUCAUGGACAUGGACAUGAUCAUGGACAUGGACACGGACAUGAUCAUGGACAUGGCCAUGAUCAUGGACACGGACAUGGACAUGGACAUGAUCAUGGACAUGGACACGGACAUGGACAUGGUGGUCAUUGUCAUGGCAAGCACAAGCACAAGCAUGGCCACAAGCAUGGCAAGUGCCACAAAAAAGGAAAGGACUGUCACGGGUCGUCCAGCAGCUCCUGCAGCAGCGACUCCGACUAGACCAAAUCAGCCAAGAUGGCGGCGGAAAUGUGACGUCGCCACCAAACAUUUGAAGAGGACAAGGAUGCGCUUCACCAUUUUAUAUUUGCUUCUUUUGCUACACCUAAAAAAAAAAAAUGCCUACUGUAUGUUGAACCAUUAAAACAAAGUAAGAUGUUUUUUUUUUUUUGCUUCUUAACAUGUAAUGAGAAUUCCUUGCUUUGUUUGUUUGUUUGUUGUUUUUUUUUUUUAAGCAAAUGCCUCCUGGAACAGAUAUGGACUUUGCAACAGUGCAGUGACUUGACUGACGAAAAUAAAGAGAAACUCCUGGAAACUGAC